UAGAGAUGUGUGUACAGACGAGAGGGAGUGAGGAGCGGAUUGGCAGCGCCGCUUAGGAUCUACCGAUAAUAGAAACGGCUAAUGUGGUCAUGUUGCCUGAAUUCUUGUCGCGUUGGCUGCGUUUUCUCUAAGCGGCUCAGAGGAGCGCAUCAUCGGGUGGAAUAAAUUGCGUCGCUGCUGGAGGAGAACACGACCCCCUCCUCUCCUCUCCUCUCCUCCCUCCCUCCCCCCCAAAAUAAGAAUGGGGUCUCAUAACGCAACACUAAGGCGAAGAUAAAACUUGACCUCACGUUUACUCACCCAAAUGGCAAAUCUUGCGAAUUAUCCAGAAGGCAGCGCCGCCAUGCUGAUGCUGGAAGCGCAGCAGAGGUCUGUCGGAGCUUCACCAGCUUCAAACGGUGGCCCCACCAGUGGGGAUCCCCCUUCUUCCCCUCUGAACAGCGGCGGCGUCAGCAGCACUCGCCUCCAUCAUCAUCAUCACCAGCAGCAGCAGCAGCGGGCGACACCACCGAACACACAUCCACCACAGGACCAUCAACAACAUUUCGAUCAUGAAAACUAUCAACAGUCUCCAGUGCGAAAAAGCCUCUUGUCCAAUCUUAAACCAGGAGUACAUGAGGACUCUGCUGCUACAAGCCACACACAGGCUACCUCAUCCGCCACUACUGCCAUGGCUGUUAACACCGGCGCCGCUGCUCCAGACGGGCUGGACGACAUUAGGAAGUGCGGUUACCUGAGAAAGCAGAAACACGGCCAUAAGAGGUUCUUCGUCUUGCGCUCGGCGAGCCGCUCGGGGCCGAGCCGACUGGAGUACUAUGAUAGUGAAAAGAAGUUCCGUAGUAGCCUCCGCUCUGCUGCUGCCGCUGCUGCCUCAUCCUCAUCUUCAUCCUCAUCCACCGGUACUGCCGCAGCGAGCGCUUCUCCCAAACGUGUGAUUUAUCUCUACCAGUGUUUCACUGUCAACAAAAGGGCGGAUUCAAAGAACAAGCACCUCAUAGCUCUUUAUACCAAGGAUGAAUACUUUGCAAUUGUAGCCGAAAAUGAGCAAGAGCAAGAGGACUGGUACUUGGCGCUCAGCGACCUGAUGAAUGAAGGCAAAAAGAGCCACACGGAGGCUGACGAGCUCGAUGACGCCUAUGGUACAGUAACACCAGGCACCGUCUUCAAAGAGGUCUGGCAGGUAAACGUGAAACCCAAGGGCCUAGGGCAAACUAAGAAUCUCACGGGUGUGUACAGACUGUGCCUCUCUUCUAAAACCAUCCAUCUAGUGAAACUGAACUCUGAAACCCCGUGCGUAAACUUGCAGCUGAUGAACAUCAGGCGCUGUGGCCACUCUGAGAGUUUCUUCUUCAUAGAGGUUGGGCGCUCUUCUUCAAUUGGUCCUGGGGAGAUAUGGAUGCAAGUGGACGAUUCUGUGGUGGCUCAGAGUAUGCAUGAGACCAUUUUAGAUACCAUGAAGGCUCUGAAGGCCUACGCUGAGUUCAGGCCGAGGAGUAAAAGUCAGUCGUCAGGCUCUAACCCAAUGGCUUUCAUGACCACACGUCGCCACCUGGGAAACCUCCCACCCAGCCAGACAGGACUCCAGAGGCGGUCUCGGGCUGAGUCUGUGGUUGGCACCCCACCUAGCAGUAAGAGCAGUGGUGCGAGCGGAUACAGGUUUCGCACCUCCAGUGAAGGCGAGGGCACCAUGAACCGCCCGUUUCGGUCAGUCACAGGAAGCCUUAUCCAUCUCAAUACAGCCCGUGCCAAUUUGGGUAGACAGGAGAGCAGUGGUGGAACGGGCAGCCGAUAUGUACGAGCCCCACCAGGUGCCACCUAUCAUGCACGGUCUGCCUCACUUCCAGUGUCUCACUUCCCCUCCACCACUAGUCCUGUCAGUAUGUCCAGUAGCAGUGGCCAUGGUUCCGUCACCGAUACCAAUACCCGGCCUUCCAGCGCUUCCAUCUGCGGUUCUCCUAGUGACGGAGGAUUCAAUUCCUCUGAUGAAUACGGCUCCAGCCCUGGAGACUUCCGCUACUUCAGAGUACGCAGCAACACACCUGACUCGCUGAGCAACACGCCACCCAUCCGGGAGGAGCACUGUCUCAGUGACUACAUGGCUAUGAGCUGGAGCCGAGACACGUUCAGUGGGAGUGCCGGGGAGGCUUCCCGCGAUGAAACUGCUGAUGAAGAUUCCCGGUCAUUUAGGAGGCGCACUCCUUCCUUUUCCAGACAGGUAGGAGCUGGCAGUGCAGGCGGAGUGGCUGUUUACCAGAAGAUGACUCAGACCAACUUUGCGCUGGACGAGGCUGUAAGUGAGGGAAGCUUUCUAGGCAGUAAUGGCCAGCUUGCCUCCAUCUCUUCAUCACUUCGCUCUGAUUACAGCUCCAGCUCUGAACACAGCCAGGACCACCUCCCUGCACUACGGGCUGCUGACUCCUUUAAAGAUGAUGGAUAUAUGCCCAUGAUGGCUGGUGUGGUUCCCUCUACACGAGAUACAGAUUACAUGCCUAUGCAACCCAGUCCUCUUGUCUGUGCCUCACCACAACAAACCCAGAGCAUGGCCUCACCUCCCUCUCAGCACAUGGACUCACAAGGCUACAUGAUGAUGCUCCCAGGUGGGAAUGGAGGUGCAGACCCCCCAGCACCACCCAGCCCUCACAUUAGCAGUAGGGACCUUACUCAGAGAGGUAAUGAGCGUCCUGAAAAUGGAGAAUACAUGGACAUGUCUCAGAGCAGGCCUGUGGCAAGCAGACGAAAAUUCUCGAAUGACAGUUACUACACACUGACCGCUCCUGAGAUACCCAAAUCCUACAGUUCGUAUUUCUCCUUACCACGUUCAUACAAAACCCCAGCAAAACAUCGGCGUGAGCAUGACGAAUACGUUCCCAUGAGUUCACCUGCCAAACCUGUGUACAUCUCUCCGAGUACCACACCCGAGCAUAAUGGCUGUAGUGAUUGCCAUUCUGCAUGUCCAAACCGCCUCUCUCUUAGCCAACGCGGUUUCCAUGGGUCUUUACAGGCGAGUGACCUGGUGGAAUGUCCCUCCAGUCCUGGAGAGUACAUUAACAUUGAGUUUGGCGACCAGGCUUCAUACUCGCUCGCUACAGAAGACACUCUCACCAGCCAAAGCACCCACCGGCAGGACCGGCACUCUCCCCUUCCCCAGGAUUACAUGAGUGUGGAGGUGGAUGGCCUUCCACCCAAAAGCCAGUCUUCACGUUCAUCACUGGUGGCCCCUUGGAACCCCCCUACUUACAUUCGUACUAGUGGCGGUGGAGUCACUCUGGGACAGCCGGAUGACUACACGGAGAUGAGCUGCGGUCCGUGUGAGGAGCGUAACAGCCCCACAACAAUGCUGCAACACCUUAGUAUUUGUGAACAGAGGUAUCCAAGCUCUAGCACACCUGUUGAGCCAAAGGUCAUCCGUGCAGACCCCCAGGGCAGGCGGAGACACAGCUCUGAGACUUUCAUCACAUCUACAGAAGUGACAGGAGCGAAUGGCCUGGACAACAGUGCCUCUGGGCCUAGCACUGUGUCUCAGGUGGAGGAUAAAAAGUGGCAGAGCUCAUCAUCCUUUGACAGCACAUGGAUGUGUGUGGAGAACAAAGCAGCAGGUGACGCAGAGGAAGCACUGGGCCUCUCCUCAGACCGAGCUGAAGCAAGUGCCUCUUCCAUGAGAACCAGAAGGACUCUAUCUGUGGAACACCAAAAUGGCCUCAACUACAUUGCCCUGGAUCUGAGAGAAGACGAAGGGACUGAGAGUGCCAGCGCUGAACCCCAAAUGCCGACCUCGGGCAUGCUGAUCCCAGAAAAUGGGGAAUACGCCAGCAUAGAUUUCACUAAAUCUGAGCGGAUCCCUUCUAAAGAGUAAAGAUGAGCUACGUGGCUGCAUUUUUGGAGAAUGGAGGAGCCACCGAGCCACACCAGCCUGUCACACACACCCUGCAGAAACGACCCCAGGGACCUCCACUUUGUUUUCUCGUCAUGUCGUCGCUUAAUAAAUUAAGAGCGCUUUAUUUUCUGGGUUGGUGUUUGAAGUCAGUGCUAUUUUGCUCGUUAUUUAAAUGUUUUACUUUUUACUUUGACAUGCAGAGAUCCCAAUACUGCCGUCAGCAGUUUCAUCCACACAGGUACACAGCGAUGUUUAUGAUGAAACAUUACUGAGUGCUUAAAAUGCAGUCAUUAUAACUUAGAUUUCAGGUUCAUAUUAUUAUUAUUAUUAUUUCUUUUUCUUUUCCUUGCUGGGCAGACACACUGUAUGCACAGAUUGUAAUUUUUCAGGGGUUCACCUGUGAGAGACAUUUACACUUCUUUUUUUUAAAAGCUUUUUACUGCAUCUGUAAGUUUACAAGUAUGUGUUCCUCCCCAUAACUUUGCUUAAAAAGAAGUCCUCCACAUCCAGGCAUGCUGUCUGUGCUAUCCCAUAAUCCCAGUGGCUAUCACGCACUCUGUGACGUGCUAUUGAGCUGCGUCGACCCUAUGCUGGGCCCCAGGUGCAACGUGCUGUACAUUCUUCAUGUGUGACACAGACCGACUGUACUCCUGCAGUCCUCCACUCCCCCUUUCCUUUCUUCCUUGGUAGGGAGCACACUGCCUCUUCUCCUCAUUACCAAAUAUGCAGGAUUGACACAAGGGGAGGAGCCGGGUGGAAGAAAAGAGGAAGCGUCUAUUCUGGGACUAAACAAAAUGCCAGAGGAGAUCUGCUACAGUCUCCGAGCACUCGCAGGGCCAGCGUAGGGUCACAGAUAGCGUUACUAUAACUGACAUGACUGAAAGCAGCUCAUGAGGGUUCCUCAUACAAGGAAGCUCCUCGUAGAGGCUCAUGCUAAUUAUGAUAUUAACAUUAACUCGGCAGCGUUCAAAUGAAAUGGUCCCAGCGUCAGUAAGCAAAGCUCUAAUCAGUGCACUGUUGUUUUGAACACACCCAGAACACACUAAGAUAGCAAGAGAAUAGAAACAUUAAGCCUUCUGAGAGGCUUCUUUUUAUUAUCCAGCAGUUUUUCAUUUUUGUCAUCUUCUCAGUAUUGUUCACAUGCUUUGAGUGAGUGCCUCAGUGAGACAUCAUGGCACAUGAUUAAAGCUUUGCCUUACUGUUGUAAUUUAUUGUAGUCUGUGUCGACUUUUUUUUUUUUAUGAAAGAAACCUACAGAGAGCAGUUGUGAGACAAAAAGAGAUCUGGUACUUUAUCUCCAGCUUGACAUUGAGGUGUUUUUGGCUUGUUGGGUACAAGGAAACAAGUCCCUCUGUUCAUUUCGGUACGGUUGUUCAAAGCAAACCAAAUGUGAAACAUUUUAUUUGAUGCUUGUACUGAAAAUGACAAAAAAAUAGAGAUAUUUUCACGGUAUGUUGUAAAAUUGUUGGUACUUUAAAGUUAAAAAUGUGAAUGUAACUAACCUCUUGAAACUCAAGUCCUUCGAUAUCUCAGUCCCUUCUGGUUAAGGGAUGUUUCCUCUCUCUCGCUCUCUCUCUCUCGCUCUCUCUCUCUCUCUCUCUCCCAUGUUUUCUAUCAGAUUCACAUCUUAGAAAGCACAGGCCGCAGUGACAGACCGUCUUUCAAAGAAAACAGGGCAUGUUUGAACUAGCUCUUAAAUUUUUUUAUGAUAAAAAGAAGUGUACUAGAAAUGUUGUGGAAUGAACACGGGUUUUGAUUUCUUCAGUCCUGUUUUUAGGUACAGUACUACAGUAAUCUGUGUUCCAGAGACAUUCAUGACUGAAAGAGCUACUUCGGAACUAUUUUUCAAAACCUGCCUCAAAACAAUGUCGAGUAGAUUGGAAAAGAUCUGGCAAAAGCUGCUGUUUAUUGUUUGUUCGAGUGAAUAUUUUGUUGUACUGUGUUGCAAAUUUUUUUGUUGUUGUUGAGAAAUUACAAUCCAAAUAGCAAGUAUUUCAAAUGCCGAAUGACAAUAUACACAGAUGCACAGUGAUACAGCAUUAAUAUGCAAAUUCAGUUUAGCUUUCCUUUAUUUAAGAUCGAGUGUAAAGAUUUGAUCUCCUUGGAAUUGUAUGGAAUUAGAUAUUUUUCUGAAUCUCAACUCGUGCUUUCCCUGGAGUGGUGAGGCAUUUUUGCAGUUUUGUAAAAUGUAUUUUGUUACAGUUGUAUUUUUAUUUUGCUGCUGUGUUUAAAAAAAAAAAAAAAAGGGAAAAAAUUUGGGCAGUUAUGAUCUUUGUGAUUACAGUGAUGGACAAAGCUGUCAUGGGAUCUGCUUUUGGUUAAUGAAAUUUGAAUGCUUUUGCUGGCAGAGUAGCGUUCAAAUGUGGAGGUUUAAGCCUCCUGCAUUCAUUUUACUUUUUUUUUCUCUCGUAUAGAAAGGGGAAGAACAAGAGGAGGGGGAAAAGCAUAUUAACCUUUCAUGGGUGCAUCCACUGUACAUACGGUUUUAUUUCAUGUUGACCCCCCGCCCCCUCUUUUUUUUUUUUCCCCCCUUUGGCUGGGAAAAAAGGAGAGCGGUCGCAAAUUUUGGAGCAUUACAUAGUGUUUAUAUUUAUCAGACGUUUUGCUUUGAAUAGAGCUAUUGCAAUAAAAAUGUGGUAAUGUAA
Neoarius graeffei (lesser salmon catfish) is the source of this 6519-nucleotide messenger RNA. It is a transcript of the gene irs4b, whose product is annotated as insulin receptor substrate 2-B. NCBI's taxonomy places the organism in Eukaryota, Metazoa, Chordata, Actinopteri, Siluriformes, Ariidae. The record is from RefSeq and is a predicted model, not a curated record. Gene Ontology annotation, cellular component: plasma membrane; cytosol. Bases 305 to 3853 code for a protein of 1182 amino acids. Gene Ontology annotation, biological process: insulin receptor signaling pathway. The transcript is spliced from 2 exons. Gene Ontology annotation, molecular function: phosphatidylinositol 3-kinase binding; insulin receptor binding.